AGUUGCGUCACCUGAAGCGACGUCUGUUUCUGGUCUCUGGUCUCUGUCCCCUGUCCCCUGUCCCUGGUCUCUGCCUCUCGUCCUCUUCCUGUGAGGCUGGUGGACUUAUUGUCAGCAUCCAUACUUGUGUCCCACCACCAGGUGGCAGCAGUCCUACUACAGCCUCUCCCCCUCUGUCUGUGGGGCUCCUGAAAGUAGAGUAUUACUUACUGCACUGUAGAGCUCUGAAUCAAUACUCACUCACGCAGAGCCUUCUCCAACAUCUGCAUUUGUGGACGUGGUGUUGAGUAGGUGGAGGUAAGGUACGGUUUACUCCGGGGGCUCCGGUUUUACCUGCUCUCAGUGAAUAUCAACUUCAUUCACUCAAAGAAAAAAAACUCUUGUCAGAGGUCCGCGGGGCGACCUCGGAGCCUUUGUGAGUCUGUGACGCCUACUGUGAGGACCCUGGAGCUUCGGGGGAUGGUGUCGCCUCCUGUAUCCGGAUAUUCAGACGCAGAGGCCGGCGGCAGGGACUUAAACCCACGACUCCUGGGUUGAGAGACACCGAAGACCUCCAAGAUGAAGACCAGUCAUUGUACCGGUCGAAAGCUCCGGUAGAGUGACUGCGCUGUAGAUAAGUCACUCUGUGAGCUGCUUGUUCUGUUGAUUGGAGGAAGAAGCAUCACUCUGGAUUGUUUUGAUGUUGAAACAGUAGAAACAUAAACCAACAGAGUGGAGUUUGUCUCUCUGUCUGUGCCCCCCCCACCCUCCCACCAUGAACCCUCUGAACCAGAUGAAGGGUGGACUGGGCAACAACCCACACAGUGAGGGUUCGUACCCCUACGACCCCUCCAGCUGGCAGCAGCCCACCAAUCAGCCCACAGGAUCCCUCUCCGUGGUAACCACCGUCUGGGGAGUGACCAAUCCCUCGGCCAGCCAGGGAAUGGGUGGAGGGGUGAUGGGGCCCGGAGCCAACCAAGGAGGGGGCCCCAUGAUGCAGGGCCCCAUGAUGCAGGGCCCCGGGGGUCCGGGCAUGUCCGGAGGGCCCGGAGGCUACAUGGGUCAGCAGGGCUACGGGGAGCCCAGCAAAGGCUACAUGAACCAGGGCAUGUACGGCCGCACCCCCGGGGGCUACGGAGGAGGACCGGGGGGGUACUCCAGCAGCUACCCGUCUAACGCCGGUGGAUCCAGAGGUUCUGACUUCACUCAGGCUGCUGCUGCCGCUGCCGUCGCUGCCGCCGCCGCCACCGCAACGGCCACCGCCACGGCAACCGUCGCCGCCAUCCAGGAGAAACAAAACCAGGAGAUGAACUACGGACAGGUGAGGAGGGGGGGGGGGCAGCCUCCCUCUGCUGGAGACUUCAGGUGUUCCAUGGUGCAUUCAGGUCCCGUUUGGGAAGUCGUUCUUCAGACUUCGUUGUGAUGUGGAGACAACAUGGACGCUGCAAAUAAGAAGUUUUAUAUUUUAUUGUUUAAACAACACGUUGAUAGCUGUUUCCUGGACGUUCACUGAAGGUGUGUUCACGCGACUAGAUUACAAAAUAAAUGCUGUAGGUGUUCAGAUCUCUACGAUACCUCAUAUUAGUGGAGACCAGACAAAACUG
Messenger RNA from Anarrhichthys ocellatus (wolf-eel), 1583 nucleotides. Its product is annotated as zinc finger MIZ domain-containing protein 2-like. The transcript is spliced from 7 exons. The coding region runs from base 755 to 1402 and encodes 215 amino acids. The record is from RefSeq and is a predicted model, not a curated record. Lineage: Eukaryota; Metazoa; Chordata; Actinopteri; Perciformes; Anarhichadidae.